This is a messenger RNA of Anastrepha obliqua, 1614 nucleotides long. Its product is annotated as UDP-glucosyltransferase 2-like. The transcript has 6 exons. The record is from RefSeq and is a predicted model, not a curated record. The coding region runs from base 1 to 1614 and encodes 537 amino acids. Gene Ontology annotation, molecular function: UDP-glycosyltransferase activity. NCBI's taxonomy places the organism in Eukaryota, Metazoa, Arthropoda, Insecta, Diptera, Tephritidae.
AUGAAUUCUUCGAGUGAAUUCGAGGGUUUAAAAAUCUGUUACAUUCUUCUGUCACUUUCCAUCCUGGUGGCUCAAUCACCUACUACUGAUGGCGCGAAAAUACUCGCUGUGUAUUCAUUUUCAGGCAGAAGUCACUACAUGAUGCAUCGUGCGUUGAUCAGCGAGUUGGUUAAACAUGGCCAUCAGGUCACCAUGAUAACCGCACUAACACUAGAACCACUUAAAUUGGGCAGCAACUAUACAGAGAUACUUAUUGAACCGGAAUACGAUUUAAUGAAAGAUUUUCAAGAGCACUUCGGCGCAAUCUCGAUAUAUGAUUUGAAAAAAGAUAUGGCAUUAUUCAUGGAAAUGGUGCACGUAAUGGGCAUAGCCAGCACAGAGCACGCACUCAAGCAGCCCAAAGUACAGGACAUCAUCAAUGCCAAACAAACCGAGGGUGUAUAUGAUUUAUUAUUGGUAGAACAAUUCUAUCAAGACGCAUUUUUAGCAUUAGCCCACGUUUACAAUAUACCUGUAAUCAGCUCUGCAACAUUUGCUCAACAAAUUUAUAUGAGUCAGAUGUUUGGCAUUAUCACACCUUGGUCAUAUGUGCCUCACAGUUAUCUACCACUAACUGAGCACAUGACUUUCUGGGAACGUGUACAAAAUACUUACCAUUCAUUAUAUUAUGACCUAUAUCGAGAAUUUAAAACCUUUCCGGGAAUGGAUGAGCUUGUAAAGAAAUACUUUGGACAUUUGCCAAUUGAAUUCCCAAGUGUUUCGGCUAUGGAUAAGAAUCUCUCUGCCACAUUAAUUAAUAACUAUACACCUUUAUCAUCGGCUGGCCCCACAAUCGAUGGCAUGAUCAAUGUCGGGGGCAUGCAUAUUUAUCCACCAAAGCCACUUCCCACAGAUCUACAGAAAUUUUUGGAUGAAUCAGAAAAUGGCGUAAUUUACUUCAGUUUGGGCACCCAAGUUCAGAGUAAGGAUAUGCCUCCAGAAAAGCUGCAGGUUUUCCUUGAUGUGUUCAGUCAACUGAAACAACGCGUCUUAUGGAAAUUCGAAAAUGAUAGCAUUGCAAAUUUACCAAAAAAUGUUAUGAUAAAAAAAUGGAUGCCACAAAAUGAUAUCUUGGCACACCCUAAUGUGCGCGUUUUCAUCUCUCACGGUGGGCUCUUUGGCACACAAGAAGCCGUGUAUCAUGCCGUGCCAAUACUAGGCAUGCCCUUCUACUGCGAUCAGUAUCUAAAUUUGAAGAAAACUGAGUAUGGCGGCUAUGCCAUUACUAUGGAUUUACACACGCUUACUCGGGAUGAUUUGAAGAAUGGUCUGCAGCAAUUGCUUUUCAACUCCACCUAUCGUGACACUAUCAAGCGGAUCUCGCGAAUCUUCCACGAUCGUCCCAUGGGCCCACGGGAGACGGCACUCUACUGGAUUGAUUAUGUGAUACGUCACAAAGGCGCACGUCAUUUGCGCGCUGCUGGUUUGGAUUUGAAAUGGUACCAAUUUUAUUUACUGGAUGUUAUCGGUCUGGCUGUAGCUGCCAUAGUUGUAGCGCUCGGCGUUGUAGUAGCGCUAGUGUUCUGGUUUUUACAAAGAAUCAAGGGUGCGAAACGCAAGCAAAAAGUGCAAUAA